AUGACGAGAAAGUCCAAACGCAAUCGAUCGCCUUCCCUUCCACUUGUAAAGACCAAGCCCAAUCCUGAUUCCGGAACUUUUCUCACUCCUCAACCACCUUUGAAAAAGGCAAGAAUCAGCAAUGACUCCAAAUUGUCUUCAAGCGCCAGGAAGAAAGCUAUAACCCAUGAAGAACCACAAAGUGAGAAAGAAGAUCCCGAUGACGAAGAUGCUUCUUUCUCUUCUUCAUCAUCAAUUGACGGUGAAUCCCCAAACACCAUAGUCGAGAGGAAAUCGCAAAGUGGUUUCAGAGCAAAGAGACCUCAAAUCGCUGAAUCGAUGCUUUCGAUGCUCGCUCAAGCUACAAAUACGGACAUUGAUCAGAUUAGAGAAUUCUUCAAUGCCCCUUCGAGAGGACAUCCAUUGCGUAACGAUAUCGACAUUCAGGACGAUGACCCCAAGACAGACAAGUCGAACAGGGAAGAUAUGGUUUCCAGAAUAGAAAGAACUUGGGAAGGUGUAGUAGAGGACUGGGAAGAAGUCAAUCAAGAAGAGGAUAAUCAUGGAGAACUUGAAAUCAAGGCGGAACAACUGAAGAUUUGGGGUGAUCGACAAGAAGCAUUAGCCAUGUUCACAGGUGAUCACUGGGACAAGACAAUAGCUUUCGUCGGUCAUAGAAAGGUCAAGAUGCAAGAGAUACUGAAGAAAAUUCAUGACAUUGAUGGGAAUAGACGAAAGCUGCUUGACAAAGCUAAGGAGGAUUUUGAAGAGGCUUUGAAACGUCAAAGUGAUGAACUCGAAGGCUUCAAGCAAGAGCUGAAGAAAGGAAGAGAGAAAUAUCGAGCCAAACUCCUCAAAGCUACUGAUAAAGAUAGAAUAAAUAAGGAAGUCAACAUGACAGUAGCCAAGCUUUUAGCCCAGAAUUAG
This is a messenger RNA of Kwoniella shivajii, 906 nucleotides long. RefSeq lists its product as uncharacterized. The record is from RefSeq and is a predicted model, not a curated record. Lineage: Eukaryota; Fungi; Basidiomycota; Tremellomycetes; Tremellales; Cryptococcaceae. The coding region runs from base 1 to 906 and encodes 301 amino acids. The transcript is spliced from 5 exons.